This is a messenger RNA of Condylura cristata (star-nosed mole), 1488 nucleotides long. It is a transcript of the gene ETFBKMT, whose product is annotated as methyltransferase like 20. NCBI's taxonomy places the organism in Eukaryota, Metazoa, Chordata, Mammalia, Eulipotyphla, Talpidae. Gene Ontology annotation, cellular component: mitochondrial matrix. The record is from RefSeq and is a predicted model, not a curated record. Gene Ontology annotation, molecular function: protein-lysine N-methyltransferase activity. The transcript is spliced from 5 exons. Gene Ontology annotation, biological process: peptidyl-lysine trimethylation. The coding region runs from base 243 to 1208 and encodes 321 amino acids.
CAUGCCCUUGUCAAGAAUGUGCGGGGGGCCACGCCUGUGCUCUGCGCUUUAGUUUCCCUGGCGGUGUUAGCACAGCCAGGUAAGGGGAAGAAGAAAGCAGCGCCCGCCCCUGCCUCCUGGAUUGGAAAGAUGCAGAGUACCGUUGAGACCAAGCUGGGAACCAGACCUUACUCUUCCUCACAAGAAGCAACUUUUUCUCAACAGCAGCUUUGACAGAAAACCUGUGUUUUGGAAAAGGAGCAAUGAAUUUGUGCGUGGGUCUGAGAGUGUUUACACGAUUCCCCCAAAAGGCUGUGAGAAGCAGUGGCCGUCCCCAACUUACCAGGUACCGCUGCCCCUGUAGAGGGGCUGGGAGCUUUCUGGACCCUAAAAUGAUGAAAGCUUUCAUAGAGGAAAACACUGAAGUCACCAGCAGCGGCAGCCUCACCCCUGAGAUCCACCUGCGGCUUUUGACCCCCAGAUGCAGAUUCUGGUGGGAAAGAGCCGAGCUCUGGCCCCACAGUGACCCUUACUGGGCAAUCUACUGGCCUGGAGGCCAAGCUCUGUCCAGGUAUAUUUUGGAUCAUCCCAGUGUUGUCAGAGGAAAGUCUGUGUUAGAUCUUGGGAGUGGAUGUGGAGCCACAGCUAUUGCUGCUAAGAUGAGCGGGGCGUCAAGGAUCCUGGCCAACGACAUAGACCCAAUUGCAGGAAUGGCUAUUGCACUGAAUUGUGAAUUGAACCAACUUACUCCUUUUCCCAUUUUAACAAAAAACAUCUUGGAUUUGAAACAAGAGAAGUGGGACCUUAUCGUGCUUGGAGAUAUGUUUUAUGACGAAGACCUUGCGGAUCGUCUGCAUCAGUGGCUGAAGAACUGCUUUUGGGCCCAUGGAACUCGGGUGCUGAUUGGUGAUCCUGGACGGCCACAGUUCAGUGGACACCGGAUCCAGCACCAAGUGCACAGGCUGGUGGAAUACUCACUUCCAGAGCCAACGCGGCAGCAGAACAAUGGACUGACCAUGAGCACAGUGUGGGAUUUCAGCCCUGAACCACCACAGUGCACCCGAGAGAAAAGUUGUAGAUGGAAGAGGCCCUGCCAGUUUCUCACAUGCCUACAGGGACCACCUCUGAAACUGCACUCCAAACACAGCGUGUGCACUGAGCUACCCGGGGGUGGGAAUUGCCCUCAGCAUGUGGAAAUGGGCCAUGCCACACUCCCCCACAUCUCAUGAUAUUGGAGUUAAAUCAAAGUCUGAAGGAAGCCCUCUGAAGCAGGCUCAAGGUGUAGGGCACAGGCUGAGCUGAGGGGAGCCCUGGGCACCCUCGGAGCGCACUUCAGAGACUGUGCCUACGGAAGAGGAAACCAGUCUGUUUGAAAACUAAGACUUGGGCAGUAAGUACACUUUAAAAAUGUGAAACCAUCCUCUGUUGUGACAGUUUGCAUUUCUUAUUCUAACCCCUCCUGAAUGCAGGACCUGCUUUGUAGGGAAUUCAUAGGUGAACAGCACACAU